Gossypium arboreum is the source of this 1625-nucleotide messenger RNA. Its product is annotated as dihydroorotase, mitochondrial. The record is from RefSeq and is a predicted model, not a curated record. Gene Ontology annotation, molecular function: dihydroorotase activity. The transcript is spliced from 9 exons. The coding region runs from base 253 to 1443 and encodes 396 amino acids. Lineage: Eukaryota; Viridiplantae; Streptophyta; Magnoliopsida; Malvales; Malvaceae. Gene Ontology annotation, biological process: 'de novo' pyrimidine nucleobase biosynthetic process; pyrimidine nucleotide biosynthetic process. Gene Ontology annotation, cellular component: chloroplast; cytoplasm.
UACGAUGGCUAUAAAGAAAAAAAAGCUCUAAUAAAAAGGCCCAGCUACUUUAUGUUCGAUAUGGUAGACGACUGCGAGGAAAACCCAUAAAAUUACUAGUAGCAAAACUCGCUGCCCCGCUGACUCCAUUACUCACUGCUUCUCAUUGCAAAGCCAACACUCUUCCAUCAGCUUCCAGCUCCUUCAAGCUCCCAAAUAUUCAGACAAAUUUUAAGAGAGAGAGACACUCUAUGCUGCUCUGCUCCUACUAAAAUGAUAAAUUCAUUGGUUUUCCCUAGGCCUAGCGAAGCAUUUAAGUUCGCUUCUACGAGAUUUGACGGGUCAAGAAAAUCCAAAUACAGCAAACCCAGGAUGGAGCUAACCCUAACUCAACCUGAUGAUUGGCAUCUUCAUCUCCGUGAUGGUGACCUUCUUCAAGCUGUUGCUCCUCACAGUGCAAAGCACUUUGGAAGGGCAAUAAUAAUGCCAAAUUUGAAGCCUCCUAUUACCACUACUGCUGCUGCUGUUGCUUAUCGAGAAUCAAUCUUGAAAGCAUUACCUGCCGAUAGCAACUUCACUCCUCUAAUGACACUUUAUUUAACAGAUACAACCAGUCCCAAUGAGAUCAAGCUCGCUAGAAGGAGCGGAGUUGUCUUUGCUGUUAAGUUAUACCCUGCUGGUGCCACCACAAAUUCUCAAGAUGGUGUUACUGAUCUGUUUGGGAAAUGUCUACCAGUUCUUGAAGAGAUGGUUGAGGAAAACAUGCCGUUACUGGUUCACGGUGAGGUCACAGAUCCUGAUGUUGAUGUUUUUGAUCGUGAGAAAGUGUUCAUUGACACUGUUUUGCAACCUUUAAUUCAAAGGCUUCCAAGACUAAAGGUUGUGAUGGAACAUAUCACCACUAUGGAUGCUGUUAGAUUUGUUGAGUCCGGUGAAGAAGGAUUUUUGGCUGCAACUGUCACGCCACAACAUCUUAUUCUCAAUAGAAAUGCUCUCUUCCAAGGAGGAUUGCAGCCGCAUAAUUACUGCCUUCCAGUACUCAAAAGAGAAACCCACAGACAGGCUAUUGUUUCAGCUGUGACUAGUGGAAGCAAAAGAUUUUUCCUUGGAACUGACAGUGCUCCCCAUGAGAAACAAAGAAAAGAAUGUUCUUGUGGUUGUGCUGGAAUUUUCAACGCCCCUGUUGCAAUUUCACUAUAUGCCAAGGUCUUCGAGGAGGCAGGUGCGCUUGAUAAAUUAGAAGCAUUUACAAGCUUCAACGGACCAGACUUCUACGGUCUCCCAAGAAACACCUCAAAGAUUAAAUUAACGAAGGCUUCAUGGAAGGUUCCAGAUUCUUUAUCGUUUUCUUUUGGCAAUAUCAUCCCUAUGUUUGCAGGUGAAACACUUGAGUGGCAACCAUGUGUUGGGGAAAAGGCCGAGAUGUUGAAUGAAGUUCAAGAGGUAGGGGCUAAUAAGGGUUAAGCAUAUCCCUACUUGGAAUUUCAUUCAGCUCUAUCGUUAGAGCCUAAGGUGAGAUUCAAUCUUUAGUGCCUAAUUUGGUUGGUUAAUGUAACAACAUUAGAAUAAACUUAUUUAGUACAUCAGUGCUAAAAUAAGUGAUCGUAACAUCAAUAAUAAAAACAGUCCAAUCUUUGAUAGCCAAA